AUGUCGUCCUCCGCUGUGUCUUCCUCUGCGCGAGGAGCUGGUUUCUUGAUCCUCCUGCAGAUAUCCUCUCGGGCACUCACCUUCGCCUUGAACCAAGUCCUCCUCCGGUUUCUCUCUCCAACACUUCUGGGAGCCGCAGUACAGCUGGAAUUAUUCAUUAUAUCUGCUCAUCACUUCGCCCGGGAGAGUCUACGAGUAGCAUGCCAACGACAGCCAAAAAGCGGCAUCCAGUCGGCCGUCAACCUGUCCUACCUGGUCAUCGCUGGAGGCAUUCCGAUCGUUCUGGUUUUGGCACAAUGGUACUUGAGUACCAGCUAUCCCGAUGUACCCUACUUUGUCGAAGCGUUGAGAAUAUGCGAGCUGGCUGCGAUUAUCGAGCUGGUCAGCGAGCCAGCAUUCGUAGCGGUGCAGCAGAAGAUGCUGUACAAGACUCGUGCGGCAGCUGAGGCAAGCGCUGUUGUGGUCAAGACAUUCUCCACUGCUGCUCUGGUGUUUUGGAGCCAGUACCAGAGCGUCGAACUGGGUGUCCUGCCGUUUGCUGUGGGCGAGCUGGCGUACUGCUCUACUUUGACUGUGGUCUACCUCUGGCACGUGGCACCUGUUGCGACGACAGACAAGUUCUCGCUGGUAUUGAGCAAGAUCCGGCCGAGCUCUGAGGAAGAGAGAAAUGAUCUACUUUACUCUCGUUUGUCAAAGUCUUUGCUCAAUUUGAGCGUCUCACUUUACAUCCAGUCUGGAAUCAAGUAUGUGCUCACACAAGGCGAUGUCAUUGUGAGCACUACUCUCGCCUCACUCGAGGAUCAGGGCAUGUACGCUCUCUCGGCGAACUACGGCGGUCUCAUCGCCAGAAUGGUCUUCCGGCCGAUAGAAGACAGCUCUCGAAACCUGUUCGCGCAACUCUGCGCUCCAGCCGCCGAACAGGAUGGACAAUCAAAUGGACCUGCCACAGGAAGUGAGAAGAGUCAAGCGAAACAGCCACCCGCAAACAUCACACAAGCCGCUACGAUCUUGCGCGACAUCCUCCACGUCUACACCAUCGUCUCCCUCCUAGCCUUCGCCCUCGGCCCAACAGCCGCACCGCUGCUUCUACAACUCGUGGCAGGCUCUCGUUGGUCAUCCUCUGGCGCCGGUGAAGUUCUCGGCACCUACUGCUACUGCAUCCCACUCCUCGCCAUCAACGGCGUGAGUGAAGCUUUCGUCGCCGCAACCGCCUCUGAGAAGGAUCUGUACUGGCAGAGCAUCUGGAUGGGAGCUUUCUCGGCGGGUUUCGCGGGGAGCGCGUAUGUGUUCCUGAGGGUGUUGAGUUUGGGGGCGAAGGGUCUGGUGUGGGCCAACUGCGUCAAUAUGGGGCUAAGGAUUGCGUUCAAUGGGUGGUUUGUGAGGAGGUGGUUUGGGGAGAGGGGUGUGGACUUUAAGCUUGCGGAUUUGAUGCCGAACAUGUACGCCACUGGGGCUGCUGUCGUGGUGCCGGGCCUGCUUUCGCAGACGAGCGGACUCUUGGCGAAGUAUGGCUUGCUCGGGGAGCUUGUUCGAGUUGGAGCGAUUGGUGGUGCCUUUGCUCUAUUCGUCGCUGCGACGGAGCGUCGAUUCCUGCUGGAUUGUUACAGGAGGCUCAGGUCGUAA
Messenger RNA from Zasmidium cellare ATCC 36951, 1623 nucleotides. RefSeq lists its product as uncharacterized. The coding region runs from base 1 to 1623 and encodes 540 amino acids. The record is from RefSeq and is a predicted model, not a curated record. Gene Ontology annotation, biological process: glycolipid translocation; dolichol-linked oligosaccharide biosynthetic process. Gene Ontology annotation, cellular component: endoplasmic reticulum membrane. NCBI's taxonomy places the organism in Eukaryota, Fungi, Ascomycota, Dothideomycetes, Mycosphaerellales, Mycosphaerellaceae. The transcript is spliced from 3 exons.